Molecule: messenger RNA, 297 nt
Organism: Geodia barretti
Lineage: Eukaryota; Metazoa; Porifera; Demospongiae; Tetractinellida; Geodiidae
Source: the annotation of a GenBank genome assembly
AUGAACUUGGAUCUAGAGCUGGACACAUGCUACUACCAUGGGAUGACUGUCAUUGGAAAGACAGCAAUCCAGUUUGUUUUUCCAUUCUACCUCUGGAUAUUGACUGGACUCAUCAUAUACUUUAGUCGUAGCUGUGCACUGGUGUCGAGAGUAGCUGGAAAGAACAGUGUCAGACUACUUGCAACGAUAAUUCUCUUGUCGUACACCAAACUGAUUCGAACAGUCAUCGAUGUGAUGUGGCGAUCAAAACUCUAUCAGCUCAAUGACACUCACAUCACCUACUAUGGCAGUGUCUGA